AGGACGCGCCGCCGGAAGUGAUGGCACCGGGGGUGGUUUAUAGCGCGCCGGCGCAGUAUGCCCUUCCGGCAGCUGUGUUGUGGAAAUGGUGGAGAAGAAAACUUCGGUUCGCUCCCAGGACCCUGGACAGCGGCGGGUCCUAGACCGGGCUGCCCGGCAGCGCCGCAUCAACAGGCAGCUCGAGGCCUUGGAGAAUGACAACUUCCAGGACGACCCCCACGCAGGACUCCCCCAGCUUGGCAAGAGGCUGCCUCAGUUCGAUGAUGAUGCAGAUACCGGAAAGAAAAAGAAGAAAACCCGAGGGGAUCAUUUUAAACUUCGCUUCCGAAAGAACUUUCAGGCCUUGCUGGAGGAGCAGAACCUGAGUGUGGCCGAGGGCCCCAACUACCUGACGGCCUGUGCGGGACCCCCGUCCCGGCCCCAGCGCCCCUUCUGUGCGGUCUGUGGCUUCCCCUCCCCCUACACGUGUGUCAGCUGCGGCGCCCGCUACUGUACCGUGCGCUGUCUGGGCACCCACCAGGAGACCAGGUGCCUGAAGUGGACCGUGUGAGCCUGGGCGUCCCCGGAGGAGAAGGCCUUCGCGCAUCACCCCAACCUCAGAGAGGGCUCGGCCAAAGGGGGAGCUGCUCUUCUGGACCUCGCGAGCAGCCGCUCACUCGCCCAGCAGAGCCGUGUCCUUCCCGCCGGAGCAGAGCGGUCUUCCCGCGGACUGUGUGCAGGGAUGCGGGCUGGGCCGUCAGC
Mustela lutreola (European mink) is the source of this 741-nucleotide messenger RNA. It is a transcript of the gene ZNHIT1, whose product is annotated as zinc finger HIT-type containing 1. Gene Ontology annotation, molecular function: nucleosome binding. NCBI's taxonomy places the organism in Eukaryota, Metazoa, Chordata, Mammalia, Carnivora, Mustelidae. The record is from RefSeq and is a predicted model, not a curated record. The transcript is spliced from 5 exons. Gene Ontology annotation, biological process: chromatin remodeling. Gene Ontology annotation, cellular component: Swr1 complex. The coding region runs from base 86 to 550 and encodes 154 amino acids.